Molecule: messenger RNA, 492 nt
Organism: Striga asiatica
Lineage: Eukaryota; Viridiplantae; Streptophyta; Magnoliopsida; Lamiales; Orobanchaceae
Source: the annotation of a GenBank genome assembly
AUGGAAGAACUCAACGAGUGCCACGUCACCCCAACUCCCCCAUUUCAUACUUCAACAACACUCCUAAACUCACAAAAAGAUAAACUCCACAGAAAAAGAGUUCAAAGAAAAAAUUUAGAACCGAAAAUGCUGAGAAUCCUGACGAAAACUGCCUCAUCCAUGGCGAAAAUCGGCCGAUCUACCCCUGACGCCCGGCGAGACGACGUCGAUCUGUCCGCGUGGGAGCUCGUCAGCCCGUCUCACUCCGACGACGAGGACCUCUACUCCUUCGACGGCGAUGACAUCACCAGCGGCGGAGAUGACGGAGACGCUCGCUCGACAAGCCUGGGUGCUUGUACGGGAAACACGGGUUCGGCGUGCAGCACUCAUUCGUCUAGCAGUGGCAAAAUGUGUAAAAAAUUAAUGGUCGGGAUGAAAUGGAGGUUCUCAGAGAGGCCCGGCUCCUCUUCAAGCUUGCAAAUUGUUUUAGUGGCAGAAUUUCAGGGUGCUGAC